AUGCGAGGAACUGUUUUGAUCUUUGGCAGAAAAUUUAGUUGGAAUGCUGUGGUCGACGAGUACGGUCACCGACUUCCUCAAUGUGCAGGAUUGAGUUCCACGCGUAAGAGGCUCUUGCUAAAAGAUUGGAGGUAUUUCACAUCAACUGGGAGUGAAGAAUCACUGACAACAUUCUUUAGAAGUGGCCAUAAAUGUACGAAUUCUUUAGAAGAUGGAGAUGAUGCGCACGCUCACGUAAAAGGUAAUGCUGACGUCGUGUACAACGACGGUCAGCAGGGUCGAAAGAUCCAUCGGGCCCUCCGAGGUGUUGCAGAGUUUAUUGCAGCAACCGGAACCUUUGACGAUGUGUGUGCUCCGGGUGAGCGUGGCUACUCAGAUGUUUCAUUAGCGGUUGAGGGUUUGAAGCGUGCCCGGCUUGCUGUAGAGUACACGGGAACUGUUCUUUCGCUUUCAAACGAUCGGCGGGAUGGAAUGCUGGCACAGGCGCUUUCUCGAAAUCGCCGCAGUGACGAGGAAGUGGUCAACCAGCAACACUUACGAUCUCAUUGUGGCGAGGUGCUCAGCCCCUUGGAGGUUGUGGCAAUAGCACAGUGGUGUGCGUGGCAUGUGCGAACCUCGUUGAAGGGUGCCAAACAUCACCAAGGAACCCCGACGAAGUCGCAAGGGGAUGCGGAAACUGCUCGUUGUAUAGUCUCUGUUUUGACGCGCUUCCUUUCCAUUCUUGUUGAGGAGGGGCUCCGCCGUUGGGCCGUUGAUAGCGUUGCGUGUGAACUCGAACUUAGCGACUUGGUUUGCAUCGUGACAGAGGAGGCCCUUCUUGUACUCCGUGAUAAUAAAAAAGCGUGCACGUCGGUGAAGUUUGCAACACCUUUGCCUACAUGUUCUGUUGGGUGCAGUGCCACAAGUGAACAAACCGCACUCAUGGCCGAGCAUUUGAAGCCUGGGAUGCGGACUUGGGAAGACCUCUGCUUUGGCGUGAAGGCGCAAGAGGCAUUGCUGUGCAGUCAGCGAGAGCGCUGGCAGCGCGCCCUGCGCCUGUUGCUAGAUGUGCAGCGGUGGAAUGUCCUCGCAACUACAAAGAACUGUACCACUUCAACGGAAGAAGUGCUGACAAAUGAAUGCGAGGGGAAGUGUCAGUUGCUAGCAAGUAAAGCAUUGAACAUUCUCUCGAUGAUCCCACAUGGGGUGGUCCAAACACUGCAGUACAUCUUAGCCCAGCAUGGGCAGUGGCGUUUGUGCAUGAUGCUGUGGAAAAGGGGUAUUCGUCUUCCUUCCGGCGAUGCUCCGACUUGUAAUGAAACCGAGGAAGAGCGGCCACCGCACUCAUUACUUCUUCACCCUGCUGGCCUCAACACCGUUAUCACCGCACUGGCGCUUGUCAAUGGAAGGCCUUCCAAACAUUCAUUCACCGCGGCAACGUCAUCCUUGUUGUGCGCAACAGCAACCGCGGGCGGAACGGAGGGUGUAGAUGCGAAGUUGCUGCGGCUGCUCUUGCACCUUGGUGUCAUUCCACAUCGCCACUUUACAGUUACCGAAUUUGCCACCCUACUCAAGGAUGCAUUUGGUCUUCAUCUCCAAAGCAGUCAUGUUGACAGCAUUCUAUCACCUGCAGCUGUGUGGCGGUGUUCUGAAGGUCUGCCGUCUCACAUGCGUGAAGUAUUGUGUUUAAUGUGCUUCCGUGUUGUCGCGAGAAGUGGGCUGGCCCACACGUUAAUGCUGGAAGACUUGUACGUUAUCAUAUGCCUUUCCUACCGCACUGUGCUGUCACAAAUGUGCCGUCCCAUGGCAGAAAGUUCCACUCCGUCAACUCAAAGGGGGAGAGAGAAUAUAAGUAACUGCGCUGUGCCCAAUAUUCAAGGUCGUUGCGAACCGUCCCGAAACGGAUUAUUGACAGUCGGGUUAGCUGCGGCAACGCGCAGGACGGCCGUGUUCGCAGAAGAGGACAUUCGUACAAUAACCGAAGCAUUUCUCUCAUGUAGUAGUAGGUUAUUGGUCCCCUCAGAAAGGGCAAAAUCGUUUCAAAGGGAGGAAGAGGUGUAUGCUGGUGUGAAUUAUACGGAUCUGCAUCUCUAUCGUACGCUCGUAAAUGUCAGGAUUGGCAGGAAUGGGAGCACUGCAAUGCUCUUUACAGUUUCCUCCAUGUUGACGAGACUUCUCACUGUGAUGCCGCACGUUUUUACACUAGGCACCGUGUGGAGAGGCGCGCUUUGUGCACUGUCGACUAACUACCAACUGGAUGCUUGUGACCAUCAUUUGGCAGCAGCAGCAUCUGUAUUCGCGGAAGUGAUAGUGGGAACGGCUAGGACGUCCAAUAAGGAUGCCCUCGUUGACACCCUCGUGUAUUUGGCUCCACUUCUUUCGCCAUUCGCGAUAGGCCAAAUUGUGAAAGGUCCUGUUGGACGUCGGCUCAGUUGGACUCAUUGCCUUGCUCUGUUACCUUAUGCGCCGUGCGCUUCUGGUGCGCAAAGAUUGAUGUUACGGCGCAUCGUAAAAGAUUGUGACGUAGAAGGGAUGUCGUUUGUUUACUCCUUACUGCGUAUGUCCACGCCUCCGUUGCAGUUACUGCCACAAGCGUCACCGGCUGUCUCAACGGACGUAUGUACAUUAUUGUUACUGACUGAGCGGAGUUGGAUGCGGGCCCUGCAGGCGUAUGGCCGAUUUGAUCUUCGGGUGCAACGUGCCUGCGCCCCGCACAUUGUACGCCUCAUCGUUACCGCUGGAGCGUGGUUGCCACACACUCACAACACCGGCGGGGACGCCAACUGUAGCCAUUGCCUCAAUGGGUUCGACUCGCUGCUCCAUACUGCUCUUCAGGCAACUGAGGGGAGCCGUGUGGCGGAAGAGGUUCUGCAACUUAGUCUUAAACGUGGAUUGUGGGCAGGUGGUCUUGCUUUUCAUCAGCGUUUGCAACAUGAACAUUCAGGUAUACUUUUGGGGAAUGGUCGAAUUAAAACGUGCGCUGCAAUGCUGUUUAAAGGACUACUCUCCCAUACCGCUCUCGCGCACACAAUAGCGGUUGCCCUCAAACAUGCUCGUGCCGCGAGAUGGGCGGAGGCUUGUAUGGUUCUUCUUGAGGACGACGGUAGUCAUGAUGGUGCUGAGGAAAGUGGAAGUGUAACACAUUUUGGUGUCACCUCUCUCCACCCAGCUCACUGGUCAUCGUUGUUUCGUGACAAGGUGCCCCCACAACUGUCCCAUUUAGCCCACACCGUGCGCUACAGUAUGUUGUGUUGCCCUGGUUUAUGGCAGCGGGCAUUGAAAUGGUUGCCACCUCAGGCGCUUCCAUUUCCGGUCCAUCACCAACUAUUGCUUGCUCGCGUUUCCGGUUUGCCAAUUGGUGUGGCAGCCGCGUGUGACGCGGUAACGCCGAAGGUGGAAACGACAACGCCACUUGUUGGCCCACCCCUAUCACCCAUGUCGCUUGUGCAGGUAGCGUUGCAGGAGAAGUUGCGCUGCAGCAAGGCAUCGGCGACGGUGGCAUCUCAGGCGGAAGUUGAGCGCACACUCCGCGUUUUGCGUCAACGCGGACAGUGGGAACAAGCAGUCUUGGUUUACGAGCAUUCGCUUGCUUGCCGUUGUUUUCCGCAUAGUGCAAGUGCCACCGUUGUUGGUGCUUGCCUGCCUUCGUGGCAGGCGUCCCUUAGUUGCUUUGCGCACAUGUCUCAGCGUAUGCGUCCCGAUGUGGCAACCGCUUCAUUAGCUUUGCAAGCUUGCAGGCGUGGUAGAAAAUGGAAGAUUGCUCUACGUGUCCUUCAGCAAUGCGUGCUUACAUCUGCGUCCCGCUCGGCAGGUGAGGUUGUAAGAACUGCACCACAGUUGAUAAAUUACGCAAUACAGGCGGUUUUGGGUGCCGGCGUUUGGGACGCCGCAUUAAAUGUGGUUCGCCAAUAUGGUCAGACAAUGAGUCCCUUGCUAGCAAAUACCAUUCUUCUGACGUAUGUGCGUGCGGAACGAUACGAUGAAGCUGUGAAUUUUUUUUAUGGCUGCGUUCGCCGUGGAGUGCGACUGCACGACCAGUCGCUUGAUCUUGUGGUAGCAGCAAGCCAAGCAGUAUCGGCAGAAUACCAUGAUUUAGCGCGGUUUGUUGGGGUAAUGGCGUCAACUUUGGAGGACUUCUGUCAUGUUCAUGGCGUGUUGCUGCAACACGUCCUACUUGUUUGUCGCAGCAUUUCUGUUCCCCCCCACGCGUUGGUCCUCUCUUUUAGUUGUGAUCAAACCGGCGUAUCCGCGAGUAUGGUAUCUGAUGAUGUCAUUAAUGCGACUGAUUCUAUUUGGUGA
Messenger RNA from Trypanosoma brucei brucei TREU927, 4278 nucleotides. RefSeq lists its product as hypothetical. Gene Ontology annotation, molecular function: protein binding. Bases 1 to 4278 code for a protein of 1425 amino acids. Lineage: Eukaryota; Euglenozoa; Kinetoplastea; Trypanosomatida; Trypanosomatidae. The record is from RefSeq and is a predicted model, not a curated record. The transcript has a single exon.